This is a messenger RNA of Phycodurus eques (leafy seadragon), 3581 nucleotides long. It is a transcript of the gene kcnk10b, whose product is annotated as potassium channel, subfamily K, member 10b. Gene Ontology annotation, cellular component: membrane. The coding region runs from base 16 to 1512 and encodes 498 amino acids. Lineage: Eukaryota; Metazoa; Chordata; Actinopteri; Syngnathiformes; Syngnathidae. The record is from RefSeq and is a predicted model, not a curated record. Gene Ontology annotation, biological process: potassium ion transmembrane transport; stabilization of membrane potential. The transcript has 6 exons. Gene Ontology annotation, molecular function: potassium ion leak channel activity.
AGCGUGGUCGCCAGCAUGGACGCCAGCUGCGACGGCUCGCUGGCAGCGCUGCACUCGGUCAUGAAAUGGAAGACGGUGCUGGCUGUGUUCAUCGUGGUGGUCCUGUACCUGGUGUGCGGGGGUCUGGUGUUCAGGGCGCUGGAGCAGCCGUUUGAGAGCGAUCAGAAGACCAGCAUCACCCUGGAAAAGGCUUCCUUCCUAGCAAGACACCCCUGUGUUACCCCCGACGAGCUGGAGGCUCUCAUCAAGCAUUCUAUCGACGCUGUGAGUGCCGGGGUCAGUCCCAUAGGAGACACCUCCUACAACUCUAGCUAUUGGGACCUUGGCAGCGCCUUCUUCUUCGCCGGAACCGUCAUCACGACCAUCGGUUACGGAAACAUCGCUCCCAGCACAGAGGGUGGCAAGAUCUUCUGCAUCCUUUAUGCCAUUUUCGGCAUCCCUCUUUUUGGAUUCCUGUUGGCUGGGAUUGGAGAUCAACUGGGCACCAUCUUUGUGAAAAGUAUUUUGAGAGUGGAGAAGAUCUUCAGGCAAAAACACAAACAGAUCAGCCAGACGAAGAUCCGGGUGACGUCCACCAUCCUCUUUAUCUUUGCCGGUUGCAUCGUCUUUGUCACUGUGCCAGCUGUCAUCUUUAAACACAUCGAGGGCUGGACCACGCUGGAAGCCAUCUACUUUGUUGUCAUCACUCUCACCACAGUGGGGAUCGGGGACUACGUGGCGGGCGGUAACCGCAGGAUUGACUACAGGAAGUGGUACAAGCCUCUGGUGUGGUUCUGGAUCUUGGUGGGUUUGGCCUACUUUGCGGCAGUCCUCAGCAUGAUCGGAGACUGGCUUCGAGUGCUAUCCAAGAAGACCAAAGAAGAGGUUGGAGAGUUCAAAGCUCAUGCAGCUGAAUGGAAGGCGAAUGUACGAGCUGAGUUCCGGGAGACACGACGGCGUCUGAGCGUCGAGAUCCACGACAAGCUCCAGAGGGCUGCCACCAUCCGCAGCAUGGAGCGCCGCCAACUGGGCCUGGAGCAGCGGGCCCACUCUUUGGACAUGUUGUCGCCCGAGAAAAGGGCCGUUUUCGCCAGCCUAGAUGCUGGCCCCUUCAAGACCUCGUCCCAGGAGAGCAUCGACACCAAGCUGAACAACCUGCGGCUGAAGGGCGCCUGCGAGCCCUAUGAGCACCGUGGCAGUGAGCAGACGCCGCAAACGGCAUCCUCGUCGGAGGAGAACCUCUUCAACAUGCGCUUCGGCUCACUCACUAAGCUGGCCAGGCGCAGCAAAAACCGUGAGAUCCGUAGGAACAUCCCCGGGGACGCUCGACGAGCCAGCGUUAGCGUUAGUAACGGGAACGCCCUGGUUGAUGAAGAGCGGGGUGAGGGAGGGCAAGAAGAUGGUGAGCUGAAUGAGGAAAACCGGGAGAUGAAAGAGAGGAACACCAGUUUGACAAACCUGUCACAGUACUCUAUGGAGCGGUCCAAGUUGAAUGGGUGCAUACCAGAACUGUCUAAACUCCAGAACAAUUAGGUUUUCUCGCAAGAGACUCAUCAGAUGGAGGGGUACAGACUGUCAGUAGGAGUCUACUCAUGCCCCUUGAGGUACAGUCUAAAAGAAUUGUACCCCAUUGAGAUGAUUUCUGGACUCAAAGGAGUCCAGAAAUCAUGAACGGAUGCAUACCAGAACUUUGCGAAACCAGACUGAUGAGCUGUUUGCUGGAGAAACUCAUCAGACAGAGGCAUACAGACUAUCAUUUUGAAUCCAUGUUUCACUCUGAGGUACAAUUUCAAAGAAUAGUACCCCAUUGGGGAAAUUUCUGGACUCCGAGGAGCACUCCUAGCCCAACAGGCGCAUACGGGAACUGUCCAGAACGAGAAUGAUUACCUGUUCCGUAGAGAAGCUUAUCAGACGGAGGGACAUAGACCGGCUGAAUGAGCCCACUCCUGCCCCUUGAGGUGCAUUUAAAAGAAUCAUACCCCACUAGAAUAAUUUCUGAACUCCAACGAGAGUUCCAAGGUCAACGUUUACAUACCCGAACUGUCAAAAACCAGAACUAUUAGCUGCUUGCUGGAGAAACUCAUCAGACAGACUGAUAAAGCCUUUCAUAAGGAGUCCACUCCUGCCCCUCAAAAUAUAGUCUAAAAGAAUUGUACCCAUUUACAGUCACAGGUACAAAAAUUUUUUUGGAGUGUCUCACCCCAGUGACAAGCCUUUGCAACCCCUACUUUUUUGUGGAAGUCAAUUAGGCAUACGUCGAAAAUAAUGUGCCUUUUCCAUUUCCUCAGUUAGCUUGGAGCUGCUCCCGGGAAUCUCUGUCAUCGUGCCAUAAAAUCACGGGAAGCAAAAUCUGUUGCCAAAAAAACUAAACAAAGCAAAACCGAAGAGACAGAGUCUGUAGUCUCAAUACCUCAUCGCUGAUGUUUUUUCCUUUGGCGUUCAUCACGGUGUUAGCUUGCUGGCUACCUAGCUUACUUAUGCUCAAUAAGACUUUCCAAAAAAAGACUUGGACAUGAAAUCUACACCAUCAUUCAUCUUAUCGGGACAUUAUCGAUUCCCGCUCUGUCAUCAUGUAACGCCUUGUGUAUUUUUGGAUUGCUGCUAAAGAAAUUGUGGGCAGUGGGAGAGGGCUAGGAUCAAUGAACACACACUAAGUGACUGUAAACUACAUCAUGCUAAUCAGCCAUAUUGCUUGUGCAUGGAGUUGUGUGUUUUUCCAAAGAAAUGCACUUCUUUCAUAAUUGAGAUGGAAAGAAAUCAGGAUUGAUGGCCACUUACUUUUUGUAACCAUAUUUUUGUACUCACCGACCAUUCAUCCAUCCAUUUUCCAUACCGCUUAUCCUCACUAGGGUCGCGGGCAGGCUGGAGCCUAUUCCAGCUAUCUUCGGGCGAGAGGCGGGGUACACUCUGAACUGGUCGCCAGCCAAUCGCACGGCACACAUAGACAAACAACCAUUCCCACUCACAUUCACACCUACGGGCAAUUUAGAGUCUUCAAUUAAUGCAUGUUUCUGGAAUGUGGGAGAAAACCAGAGUACCCGGGAACAAUCUACACAGGCACGGGGAGAACAUGCAAACUCCACAUAGGUGAGCCCGGAUUUGAACCCGGGUCCUCAGAAUUGCGAGGCAGAUGUGCUAACCAGUCGGCCGCCAUGCCGCCUCUCGUCCACCGUGCCGCCUCCUCACUGAGCAUGUUUUUGCCUAUUUAAAAUGAUUUCUUUUCGACAUCAGCGGAGCACUUGUAUUGUUGUAAAUUGUCCACCUCUUCAUAAACAGUCUAAUUCACCAAUAUGUGUAAUACUGGACCUGGGAUGGGUAUAAUAAUCAAUUAGUCCAUUAACUGAUCCUUAAGAAUUAAACUCCAUUAAUUUGCUGACUUUCCAUCUAAAAUUAAUAUAACAUUACCAUUCAUUAAGUAAUUGAUUCAUCAAGGAAAAAUAUUUACAAGCCCAUCCCAGUACUGGACCAUUUUUAAUGUAUUUACAUGGAACAAAAAGGUACCGUCAUUACCGCAGAACACAUUUAAAUGUAAUUUAAAAUUAAUUAUUGGCAUUCUAAAGAGCACAUUUACAGACAAAUGGAGUCUAAGGUUAUAACCUAUU